UUAAUAAUGAAAGUAAUAAAUAAAAUAAGGGGUAUUAUAGUCAAUGUACAUAAAAACCCUAACCCUAUUCCUCGACUCAUAUUCUCUUUCAUCCUCCGACCUAUUUUCGUUGCUUCUCUCAACAAACUCGUCCAAUCCCAAUGGCUUCGGAGAAGAAACUUUCGAACCCCAUGAGGGAAAUCAAGGUUCAGAAACUCGUCCUUAACAUCUCCGUUGGUGAAAGUGGCGAUCGUCUCACCAGAGCCGCUAAGGUGUUGGAACAGCUCAGUGGCCAAACCCCAGUGUUUUCAAAAGCAAGAUACACUGUCCGUUCCUUCGGUAUUAGAAGAAAUGAAAAGAUCGCAUGCUAUGUCACUGUUAGAGGUGACAAGGCAAUGCAGCUUUUGGAGAGUGGUUUGAAGGUGAAGGAAUAUGAACUGCUGAGAAGAAACUUUAGUGAUACUGGGUGUUUUGGCUUUGGUAUUCAGGAGCAUAUUGAUUUAGGAAUCAAGUAUGAUCCUUCAACUGGUAUUUAUGGAAUGGACUUCUAUGUUGUUCUAGAGCGCCCUGGUUAUCGUGUGGGACGUCGUCGUCGUUGCAAGGCUCGUGUUGGAAUCCAACAUCGGGUCACAAAGGACGAUGCUAUGAAGUGGUUCCAGGUGAAAUAUGAAGGUGUGAUCCUCAACAAGUCACAGGCGAUUGUUUAGUUAUAUAGGCUAAAUUUCUUAAUUAUAAUAUGAUGUUUAAAUUUAUUGAACAUUUUUGUGUCUGGUUAUAUGGACUGUGUAAAGGUAUUUCUAAUCCUUUAUUUUUGUUGUCUCAAUUAUGGAUUGAAUAUUCUAAGUUUUGCAUUCAUCUAUGUUUGGAGAACAUGUUUAAAAUUCUUGCAUUUUCUUUUGGAUUUAUGGUC
Messenger RNA from Cicer arietinum (chickpea), 889 nucleotides. Its product is annotated as large ribosomal subunit protein uL5-like. Lineage: Eukaryota; Viridiplantae; Streptophyta; Magnoliopsida; Fabales; Fabaceae. The record is from RefSeq and is a predicted model, not a curated record. Gene Ontology annotation, cellular component: ribosome. Gene Ontology annotation, molecular function: structural constituent of ribosome. Gene Ontology annotation, biological process: translation.